Patella vulgata (common limpet) is the source of this 3284-nucleotide messenger RNA. RefSeq names its product pre-mRNA-splicing factor SYF1. The transcript is spliced from 24 exons. Gene Ontology annotation, biological process: generation of catalytic spliceosome for first transesterification step; mRNA splicing, via spliceosome. The coding region runs from base 74 to 2617 and encodes 847 amino acids. The record is from RefSeq and is a predicted model, not a curated record. Gene Ontology annotation, cellular component: Prp19 complex; U2-type catalytic step 2 spliceosome; post-mRNA release spliceosomal complex. NCBI's taxonomy places the organism in Eukaryota, Metazoa, Mollusca, Gastropoda, Patellidae. Gene Ontology annotation, molecular function: protein binding.
CCCGAAGUAAACGUUUGGUUCACAUUUACACAUGUCGAUGUUUUUAAUUUGUUGAGUUAUAAAAUUAUUAAAAAUGCCGAUUUCAGAGGAUGCAUUGAAAGAUAUUUUCUUUGAAGAAGAUGAUCUACCCUAUGAAGAAGAUAUUCUGCGAAAUCCCUUUUCUGUUAAAUGCUGGUUACGAUACAUUGAACACAAGUCUGCUUCACCCAAAUCAAUAAUAAACGUUAUAUAUGAGAGAGCUUUAAAGGAAUUACCAGGAAGUUAUAAACUAUGGUACAACUAUUUAAAAUUGAGGAGGAGUCAAGUAAAAGGACGAUGUGUUGUAGAUCCAGCAUAUGAAGAUGUAAAUAGUGCCUAUGAAAGAUCACUAGUAUUUAUGCAUAAAAUGCCUCGAAUAUGGCUGGAUUAUUGUCAGUUACUGAUUGAUCAAGGGAAGAUAACUCGUACACGUCGAACAUUUGAUCGAGCUUUACGGUCAUUGCCUGUUACACAACACAACCGGAUUUGGCCACUGUAUUUAAAAUUUGUAAGAAUGUAUGAUCUAAAAGAAACUGCUGUUAGAGUUUAUCGUCGCCAUUUAAAGUUACAGAAAGAAACAGGUGAAGAAUAUAUAGAGUAUUUAAAAUCUAUUGGUUGGUUAGAUGAAGCAGCUAUUAGACUAGCAGAUCUAAUCAAUGAUGAAACUUUUGUUUCUAAAGAAGGCAAAUCAAAACAUCAGUUAUGGAAUGAAUUGUGUGAGCUGAUUGCCAAAAAUCCAGAUAAAGUUACAUCAUUAAAGAUAGAACCCAUUAUUCGGCAAGGUUUAAAACGCUAUUCUGAUCAAAUUGGUGUUUUGUGGAACUCUUUAGCAGAUUAUUAUAUCAGAGGUGGCCAUUUUGAAAGGGCACGAGAUAUUUAUGAAGAAGCUAUACAAACUGUUAUAACAGUGCGAGAUUUUACACAAGUAUUUGAUGCGUUCUCUCAGUUCGAAAAAUCUAUGAUAGCAGCUAAAAUGGAGAGCAUGGAAGAAAGUGGUGCAGGAGAAGAAGAUGAUUUAGAUCUAGAAUUGAGGUUAGCAAGAUUAGAGAAUUUGAUGGACAGACGACCAUUAUUGUUGAACAGUGUCUUGCUUCGUCAGAAUCCUCACAAUGUACAUGAAUGGCACAAAAGAGUUACAUUGUAUGCAGGAAAACCUAGAGAGAUUAUUAAUACUUUCACUGAAGCUGUACAGACAGUUGAUCCACAACAAGCAUCGGGUAAACCACAUACAUUAUGGGUGGAAUUUGCUAAAUUUUACGAGGAGGCUGAUCAAGUAGACGAUGCAAGAGUGAUAUUUGAUAAAGCAAGUAAAGUUCCAUAUAAACAUGUUGAUGAUUUGGCAUCUGUUUGGUGUGAAUGGGCAGAAAUGGAAAUAAGACAGGAUAAUAACGAAGAAGCUUUAAGACUAAUGCAAAAGGCAACAGCGCCACCUCCAAGAAAAGUGGCAUAUCAUGAUGAGACAGAAACUGUUCAAAAUCGUGUUCACAAAUCACUGAAAGUCUGGUCAUUAUAUGCUGAUUUAGAAGAGAGUUUUGGAACAUUUAAGUCUUGUAAAGCUGUUUAUGAUAGAAUAAUAGAUCUUAGAAUAGCUACACCACAAAUCAUUAUUAAUUAUGGAAUGUUUCUAGAAGAAAGCAAUUACUUUGAGGAGGCCUUUAAGGCAUAUGAAAAAGGUAUUGCUUUGUUUAAAUGGCCUAAUGUGUAUGAUAUAUGGAACAAUUAUUUGGCCAAAUUCAUUGAAAGAUAUGGUGGCACAAAACUUGAACGUGCACGAGAUUUAUUUGUACAAUGUUUGGAAGCUUGUCCACCUAAAUAUGCCAAAUCUAUAUAUCUUUUAUAUGCUAAGUUAGAAGAAGAUCAUGGUUUAGCUAGACAUGCUAUGGCUGUAUAUGAUAAAGCCACUAGAGGUGUAUUACCUGAAGAACAAUAUGAGAUGUAUAAUAUAUAUAUUAAAAAAGCAGCAGAAAUAUAUGGUGUUACACAUACACGUUCUAUAUAUGAAAAGGCUAUAGAAGUUCUUGAUAACCAUCAGUCAAGGGAGAUGUGUUUGAGAUUUGCUGAUUUAGAAAGGAAACUGGGUGAAAUAGACAGAGCUAGAGCUGUUUAUGCUCAUUGUUCUCAAACCUGUGAUCCUAGGACAACACAAGCAUUCUGGGAUACAUGGAAAGAGUUUGAAAUUAAACAUGGUAACGAAGAUACAGUAAGAGAAAUGUUGAGAAUAAAACGUAGUGUACAAGCUACAUAUAAUACACAGGUUAACUUCAUGUCUGCUCAGAUAUUAGUUGCUUCUGGAAAGAAAACAGAAAGUUCAGAUGGAAUCGAAAAUAAUGAAAUGAGGAAGCUAGAAGAGAAAGCAAGACAGUUAGCAGAAGAAUCAGUUCGAGAUCAACCUGCUGCUGAGAAGAAACUAUUGUUUGUCAGAAGCUCAACAACAACUGAAGAAUUGGGUGAAAUGACCAAAACUAAUAAUCCAGAAGAAAUUGAUAUUGAUGAAUUUGAAAGUGAUGAAGAUGAAGAAAUAGAAGAAGUGGAAGUUCAGCAGCAGUCGGUACCAUCAGAAGUUUAUGGUGGUUUAUUGAAAGAAGAAGAUGACGAAUGAUUUGUUAUUAUAUAGGAUUAUUACACAAAAUACAUUAUUUUCUAUAAAUAAUUUGUUGUUUAGUAACUUACUGAUCGAGUCCUAGGAUACUUUGCAGUUCACACCAAAUUUGAAAAUCUGUCCCUCUCAGGGCCCCAAAUGCUUUACACAAAAUUUGGGGAAAAAAACCUAUUCAAAACUGGAGCCUCAGGGGGUUUUUUAAUGGGGGAGCUGAGUAUUGAGAGGGUUCAUUGUUAUACUUAUGCAUAUAUGGCAAACAUUAUUAGCGUUUCCAGUGGAUGAAGAAAGGACUAACUCUCAUUCAUAUUACCGGUAUUAUUGAAGACAACUUUAUUGCUAUAUCAUAGUAGUAACAAAUGAUAGGGAUUUGUUGCACUUGAUUAGAGAAUGCAAGCACUGUUAACAAGUUCAUCUUACUCUGCUGUACUUGCUUACAAGUUAAAAGUUACUCAUACAAAAUAAACAUUCAUAUACAGUCAUUACCUAAUGCUUCACAAUAAACGUUAAAAAAUGUAGCCUCUGCUAAAAACUGUAGCCUCUAUCACAUACACAAGCUAAUUGUUGACAGACGGACAUGGGUGACGACAUAAUAUGCACCCACUAAGAAAUGGGCAUACAAAAGUUGCUAAUAUACUAAUAGAACUUGAUAACCACUGAAUAAAAUACA